Molecule: messenger RNA, 2041 nt
Organism: Chelmon rostratus (copperband butterflyfish)
Lineage: Eukaryota; Metazoa; Chordata; Actinopteri; Chaetodontiformes; Chaetodontidae
Product: putative methyltransferase DDB_G0268948
Exons: 6
Coding region: 197-1024 (275 amino acids)
Molecular function (GO): S-adenosylmethionine-dependent methyltransferase activity
Source: RefSeq, a predicted model, not a curated record
CCCACUGUUUCCCUCUUGUGUGUGUGCCUGUAUGUGUGUGUGUGUGUUUGUGUGUGGGUGUCUGACUGCUGGCUGAAAGGAAUGUAGUACCUAUUCAGUGUGGAAGUUAGGUCCUCAUAUCCAGUAAAAAAACUCGAUAGAUUCUCUCUUUUUAAGCGUAUGCCUGGUCAGCUGUUCAGAGAGGCACCAACCAGCUAUGGCUUACCGUCUGUUUGAAGGCAAACAACAUGCCUCUUGCUACUGGAAGUACAGGAUCUCUCCAUCUGAUCAUCUAAUACAACAGGUCCUUGACUUCCUGGAAAAACAGAAAGGUGGUCCCUUUGAGCUGGCAGUGGACGUGGGCUGCGGCUCAGGCCAGGGCACAGUGCUGCUGGCCAAACACUUCGCCUCUGUCGUGGGGACAGACAUUAGUCCAGCCCAGGUGGAGGUGGCUUUGCAGCAUGCUCAAGAGCCAAACAUUACUUAUAGACAGUGUGUGGCCGAGGAGCUGCCAUUCGCUGACAGCUCGGCGGACUUGAUGACAGCCAUGUCUGCCUUCCACUGGUUUGACCGGCCGCGCUUUCUCCAGGAGGCCCACAGAGUCCUGAAGCCCCGUGGCUGCUUGGCUCUGCUCAACUACACCAUUGACAUGGAGCUCAGCUACCCUGACUGCUGCUCACACACACUCAACCAAGUCUGCAAAGAGUUUUAUGCAGCCUUGCAACCGUAUCGCAGCCCCCACCUGGGACCCAGCUCCAUUGAGUUGUACCGAGAGGCCUAUGAAUCUAUCCCUUACCCUGACAAGGAGUGGCAGGAGUGUGUGUGGGUGAAAAGGCCCAUGCCUCUGUCCAGCUACAUGGGCUUGGUGGAGUCUUUCUCCAGCUAUCAGGCUCUGCUGAGAGACGACCCGCAGAAAGCCGCCACGCUCUCCCAAGACAUCUGCCAAAGGUUGAUGACUGUAAUGAGGGUGACCUCUGCAGAGACGGAGGUGGUGGUGGCUGUCAAGUAUUUCUACCUCCUGGCCUGCAAACCACAGGAAGCCUGAACCCAGCCAGCACUCACAGUUUACACAGAAACCUGCGCUGCCACCCAAUAUUUAAUUACCUGUUCUGUGGGAAUGUUUUCUCUUCGACAUCUACAGCACACCACAAGUUAGUGUGUCAGAUGUUUGUUGCUUAUGUAUAAGCUUGAACUCUCUGUUUUACCCACAAAUGCUACUUACUUGAAAGUAAUACUUGGAAUUAGAUGAGAAGAUUGAUACCACCAAUAUGGUCGUACACUUAAUGUGAAGCUGGAGCCAGUUAGCUUAUCUUAGCACAAAGACUGGGAACAGAGGGAAACAGCUAGCCUGCUGUGAACUGACUCUUUUUACACUUCAGGUUUUUUUAAUGGAGAUUCUGACUCUGUGCAGAUUUAUAUUUGCAUAAUGUUUGUGAUUUGGGAAAGUAAACAGAAAGUUUUUGCCUGAAGCACACAUAUUGACAAUGAUCUGUUAUGUGCGUUAAACAAAUUAUUAACUCACUGUGAACACUUGUAAUAUUUUGGAGAGGUUGUUUUACAAAAUACCACUAGAGGGAGACAUUUGAUCAAAAUGGUCAUUGGUACUUUCUGUGUUUGACUCGAACAUUGCAGGGAACUUCUAUAUCAUGCCUCCUGACAUAUACAGUAAAAUGUUAACAAAUUUACAAUUUUAAGCACAAUAUGACUCUAUAAACAGAUUUAUGUCCCCACAACAUCAGUAAUACACAUCUAAACACACACACACACACACACACACACACACACACACACACACACACACACACGACACAUUGGAAAUCAUCCCUACAGGUUUAUAUGGAGUUAUCUUUUAUAUUAUAUUUUAUCUAUAUGCAGUGCUAUAAAAGGGAUAACUCAGGAGUUACACACAACCACAAAGGAUCAUCAAUCAGAACUACUUUCCAGCACUCAUGUUUGAAUACACAAAUAUAUGUUAACUCAUACAUAGUCGUUUGUAUUAGUCAAACUAAGCGUCUUUCCUUCUCCUCCCGAUUUCAAAUAAAGGAAGACUUCAAUGAUUAGA